Messenger RNA from Westerdykella ornata, 1909 nucleotides. RefSeq names its product mitochondrial ATPase. Gene Ontology annotation, biological process: protein quality control for misfolded or incompletely synthesized proteins. The transcript is spliced from 5 exons. Gene Ontology annotation, molecular function: ATP hydrolysis activity; ATP binding. Gene Ontology annotation, cellular component: cytoplasm; mitochondrion. Lineage: Eukaryota; Fungi; Ascomycota; Dothideomycetes; Pleosporales; Sporormiaceae. The record is from RefSeq and is a predicted model, not a curated record. Bases 320 to 1732 code for a protein of 470 amino acids.
UCGUCACUCCCGCUCAUGACAUCAUUUGAGUUCCUUGCUGGAGGGCUCCGAUCGCUAAGUUUGCGGACCGCGCGACCGACGACGCCGAGGACGUACCGUAUAUUGCAAGGCACGACUGUGUUGGGUGCGAGGAGGUCAAUAUGUACCGAUUGCUUAAGGGCCUUGCGCGCACAGAGGAGGGGUGGGAGGAGUAGCCGGGCCGCUCAUUCGAAUGGCUGGCACACGACAUUGAGGCCAGGUGGGCUUGGGUUUAGGGGAUUGACUCAGGGGGUGCAGUUGAUGCAGAAGAGUAUGACCCGUGUCUAACCAUCACGGACCGAUGGCAGAGUACGAGGCAAGGGUUAACUCGGGCAGGUUGAGAGAUGAUCCGCAUCAACGAGACAUCAUACAAAGUCUUGAAGAUUUGCACGAAAUGCUAUCCACGUACGAACAACCCCCCGUCCAGCAUCCCACCAUCGAAUCCCUCCAACCCCCAAAACGGUCCUUCUUCUCGUUCUUCUCUGCAAAGCCCGAGCGCGCCACCAUUCCUCCUAUACCCGAAUCGCUGCCUCAAGGACUGUACAUGUAUGGCGAUGUUGGCUCGGGAAAGACCAUGUUGAUGGAUCUCUUCUACGAGACGCUUCCGCCGAACAUCAAGCGCAAGACGAGGAUACACUUCCACGCCUUCAUGCAGGGCGUACACAAGGAUCUGCACAAGAUGAAAAUACAACAUGGGAAUGACAUCGACGCGAUUCCCUUCGUAGCUGCGAAUAUCGCGGAGAGGAGCUCCGUGCUCUGCUUCGACGAAUUCCAGUGCACGGAUGUAGCAGACGCUAUGAUUCUCAGGAGACUAAUCGAAUCCCUCAUGGCCCACGGAACCGUAAUCGUCACAACCAGUAACCGCCACCCUGACGACCUUUACAAGAACGGCAUCCAGCGCGAGUCCUUCAUCCCCUGCAUUAACCUCCUGAAAUCGCGCCUGGAAGUCAUAAAUCUCGACUCGCAAACCGACUACCGUAAGAUCCCUCGCCCGCCCUCGGGUGUCUACCAUCAUCCUCUCGACGCGGCAGCGACACAUCAUGCGGAACGUUGGUUCCGCUUCCUAGGGGAUCCAGAGAACGACCCGCCACACAGAGCGGUGCAUCAGGUGUGGGGACGCGAUAUCGUGGUGCAGAGGGCGAGUGGGAAGUGUGCAUGGUUUACGUUCAACGAGAUCAUUGGCAGCGCGAGGGGUGCCGCUGAUUACCUGGAGCUCAUGAGGCAUUACGAGGCCUUCAUCGUGACGGACGUGCCUGGGAUGAGUCACAAGACGAGGGAUUUGGCGAGACGCUUCAUCACGUUCAUUGAUGCGAUCUACGAGAGCCGGGCCAAACUCGUCAUGACCACCGCCGUGCCCAUAACCUCCCUCUUCAUGUCCGAGGCCGAACUCAGCGAAGCCAUGUCUGCCUCGCAGGCUAAAGGCGACACGCCCAAACCCGCGGCUACGGGUAACCCAGACGACCAUGAGGACGUCAGCGACGCCAUGCGCGCCAUGAUGGACGAUUUGGGGAUGAACAUGUCGAUGCUGAAGAAUUCGAAUUUGUUCACCGGGGACGAGGAGCGGUUUGCAUUUGCGAGGGCGUUGUCGAGGCUGAGCGAGAUGGAGAGUCAGGAGUGGGUGGAGAGGGGGUUGGGGAUGGAGAAGAAGGGGGGUAAGGCGGAGAUGGAGGGGUGGAAGAAGGUGAGGAGUCGGUGGAGGGAGGAUAGUGCGUAGUAUGUAUGUGUGGGGAGGGGUUGGUAUUCCUAGAGUUCCUUUUGGCGUGCAUUAUUUAGCGGCUCUUUGAGUCGGAAGAUCAUCUAGAGGGCUGUUUUGCGUGCAUGAUAUCCCGCUAUUCCCGGUUGGAUAGAGUAACAGUUGGAGACGACUAUGGAACUAUUUAUCGAAUCAUUG